Messenger RNA from Centropristis striata (black sea bass), 2330 nucleotides. It is a transcript of the gene adss2l, whose product is annotated as adenylosuccinate synthase, like. Gene Ontology annotation, cellular component: cytoplasm. Gene Ontology annotation, molecular function: GTP binding; adenylosuccinate synthase activity. The record is from RefSeq and is a predicted model, not a curated record. The coding region runs from base 28 to 1449 and encodes 473 amino acids. Lineage: Eukaryota; Metazoa; Chordata; Actinopteri; Perciformes; Serranidae. The transcript has 13 exons. Gene Ontology annotation, biological process: IMP metabolic process; 'de novo' AMP biosynthetic process.
UCCGGUUUGUAGACGGAGGGCAGCAGCAUGGCAUCCGACAGCACCAUGGCUAACAUUAACGGGCGAGAGAGCGUCUCUCUGAACGGGGAGCCGGUCGUGAAGCGGCCACGGGAGAGCGUCCAGCAGGAGUCCUCUCUCCGCGUGCCCAAGGAGCCGCAGAACAAAGUGACCGUUGUUCUCGGGGCGCAGUGGGGCGACGAGGGCAAGGGGAAAGUUGUGGACUUGCUCGCAAUGGAUGCGGAUAUUGUCUGCAGGUGCCAGGGAGGCAACAAUGCAGGACACACUGUUGUUGUGGACUCAGUGGAGUACGACUUCCACCUGCUGCCCAGUGGAGUGCUCAACAAGAAGGCUCUCUCCUUCAUUGGCAACGGAGUGGUGAUUCACCUGCCAGGUCUGUUCGAGGAGGCUGAAAAGAACCUGCAGAAAGGCAAAGGAUUACAAGGAUGGGAGGAGAGACUGAAAAUUUCUGAUCGUGCCCACAUUGUGUUCAACUUCCAUCAAGCUGUUGAUGGAAUCCAGGAGCAGCAGCGGCAGCAACAAGAAGGGAAAAAUUUGGGAACCACUAAAAAGGGUAUCGGUCCUGCCUACUCCUCCAAAGCUGCUCGGAACGGCCUGCGAGUCUGUGACCUUGUCUCUGAUUUCAAGGUUUUUGAGGAAAAGUUUCGUAUGUUGGCAGAACAUUUCCUGACGAUGUAUCCAAACCUUAAUGUGGACACUGACAGUGAACUGGAGCAGCUGAAGAAAUAUGCGGAGAGACUGCGUCCUAUGGUGACUGAUGGGGUGUACUUCAUGCACAAAUCUCUUACGGGUCCCAGUAAGAAAAUCCUGGUGGAAGGAGCCAACGCUGCUCUGCUGGAUAUUGACUUUGGGACGUAUCCUUUCGUGACGUCUUCUAACUGCACUGUGGGAGGCGUGUGCACUGGUCUCGGCGUGCCUCCAUCAUACGUUGGCCGAGUAUACGGUGUGGUCAAAGCGUACACAACUCGGGUGGGCGUUGGUGCUUUCCCAACAGAGCAGGAUAAUGAGACUGGAGACCUGUUACAGUCCAAAGGGAGAGAAUUCGGUGUGACGACGGGCAGAAGGAGGCGCUGCGGUUGGCUGGACCUGAUAUUGGUCAGAUACGCCCACAUGGUCAACGGCUUCUCUGCAAUUGCCCUGACGAAACUGGACAUUUUGGACACACUGCCAGAGAUUAAAGUGGGUGUGGCCUAUAAGGUUGAUGGACAACCUCUCCCAAGUUUCCCUGCAAACAUGGAUGUUUUGACGCGGGUGUCAGUGGAGUACAAGACGUUGCCCGGCUGGUGCUGCAGCACUGAGGCAGCCCGGAGCUUCGGAGAGCUGCCGUCACAGGCACAAGAUUACAUUCGGUUCAUCGAAGACUUCCUGCAAGUGCCAGUGAAGUGGGUUGGAGUCGGCAAGUCCAGAGAGAGCAUAAUCAAACUGUUUUGAUCCGUCUGCCGACCUGUAGUCCUCCUCAGCAACAGCUCAGAUAAUAAUUUCAGGUUUGAUGGGAUUACCAGAGGAAUAUAAAAUGCAAACUCUCCUAAAGGAAAUACUUCACCAGCAAGCUGUUUGUGAAACUUUUAGUAGCUGCUUGUGCAUUACACUCACUGUAAUUGUUCCUGGGUAUAAUUUAUGCAUUCCACAUUGAGUUUUCAAUAUUUAUUAGGGUGUUAAUUUUUAAAACUUGUUGCAGAUCAUUCGUUAUUCCAUUCCACAGUAAAAUAAGUUUUUCUUUUUAGCAUUAGAAGCUAAUUAACCUUAAUUAAUUUGAAUUAAUCUGUUCCUCAUGGGAUUAUUUUUUACGUACAUUUGAAGAGCCAGUGAUGAACAGAUGUAGGAGCCUUUGUAUUUAAUGGCACAACACAAUAAAGCAAGAGAUUAUUUUCAGGCUUUGUAAUGAGAGAAAAUGAUUGAAAGCCAUGGUGCGUUCAGGUCGAUUGUGAACUUUUCUAUUGAGUAAUUUUAAAAUACUUAAAAACAUGAAUGCAUCUCAGUUAAGUCUGUGACAAUAUUUUCAUGAUUGUUGGAAUGAACAUAGUGCUUUUUAAUUCAUCCUCAAAAUGGGUAAACAAAUACUAAGCAACUUUCAACGAGUUUGAAUAGAUGUUUUCUUCAUGAAAAAAUUGAGGAAAAGUAGGAAUUCCACAGCCACAUGUAGACGAUGGCUGAUCUUUUGAGAAGUUUGUACAUGUAAAGAAAAAUGGCCAAAGGGCAAUAAUGUACCAGAGUAUAUCUCAAUAUGUUUCCUAUGCCAGUUCAUUCAUUGUCAAUGCUGUAGAAGACUCUCACUCAGCUUGCUCUUAUCAAUAAAAGGAAACUGUCAUUUA